UCAAUGUAAUAUUUAUUUAUUUAUAGAAGUACAUACAUUUAUUGGCACACAUGCAUAAACACACAUACUUGUGCACACACACAUACACAGACACACACACAUAUAUUUUAAGAAGGAAGCUACUGAAAUAUAUAUGUAUACUUAUUAGAAAGGAGUAUAGCUACCAGGCAAUUAAAAACUAUUUUAUACCCUAAGCCAAAUUGGCAGCAUAUCCUAUAAGGAUGUUUUUUUCCAGUGGUUAGCAACUUACUACUAUGAAUGAUUUGUGUUGAGCUGUGAAGGGAUUUCCAUAGUACUGAAAUCUUGUGUGUGGAAUUUCCACAUAUUUGUAUACAAAUUUUAUCUACACCACACUUCAAGUACAACUAUAUCUCCUGCUUGAUGUUAAAGAACAAGAAAAAUUCUUUGCAGCACUGUUCCUCUCAGAGAGGCAUGGAGAGAUCUUCUAGAGAGUGUGCCACGUGUCACAUAUGGACAAAACCUUGAUCCAGGUGCUAUAUAUUAGCUCUGCUAAAUAAGUUGCAUUAUUUUCAUUUUAAGGUCAAUAAAUAGACUCAAAAAGAUUAAGUAACUUAUCCAAGUGGCAGAAAGUAACACUCUUUGUCAAGUAAGUCGGUAUUCAACUUCAGAAUUUUUGUGAAUAGAAAAAAUAGAAAUAUAAAAGGAAGUUCUUAGGGAACUACUCUCUGAAGUGAAAUGUCUCUCCUAGGCAGUUGCAGUUAACAGUAUCCAAUUUUCUAAGCUUCUCUGGCAGCCACCUGUUACCUCCCGCAAAAGAAAAAUUAAACUAAUCUGAGGGACAGAUUUUUGUAUCUCGGUCAUUUGAGUCCAAAUUUCCAUCUACUUUUGCCUGCAACUGAAGUUAACUAAGCUCAACUGAUACAAGUGCAAAUACCCAUGAAGUCUUCAAGAUUUAUCUGACCACGAUUCAGCAAAAUAGAACUCCUUAGCUGAGUAAAGGUAUGAUUGAGCGAGGGAUCUUACAUUCAAAGGUUGUAAAAGAAUAUACAACUCAGUAACAUUUCAUCUGAAAACCAAUAGAGAGAUAGUUUAAAAUAGAAUCAUUGUUCCAAUUCAGAAAUAAUUGGUAAUAGAUAUGUAAUAUUUAGUUGUACUUGGACCCAAUUUAAAAAAGCAGCUCAAAAUUGUACUGAAGAUGUUAAAACUGUGAAUUGAAAAGGGUUUGGAUAUGGGUAUUGGCCUAUUGUAGCUCUACAUCUACUGGGAAACAUGAAGUAAACACAGAAAUAAUUAGAAAUAUAUAUUAACUAAAAAUAGAAACUUUAACUGGAAUCACCAGUUUUUCAGUUGAGGUAUAAAAAUUGUGAGCAAAUGAUACUCCACAGAUGAUAGGGGCUACUACCUAUUUUUGUAGAAAUAUACAAGAUAUACAAAGUUUUUAAAUAUGCUGUUUUUUGCAUAUGACAGUUUAUGAGGCUGGCAAAAAUUAUUAUUGUUAUCACCAUUUUAUAUAUGCUAAUGAGAUGAGAAAAUAGUCAGGAGACUUCCGGAAUUGACACAGCCAAUAUUUUACAUAGUGUAUAAUGACUAUUCAUUUAGAUCAUAUUGUACGGCGGUUUCGCCUUACAUUUUAAACUUCCUGACCCAAAGGACUUCCAAUUGUUUCCAAAAUGUUCCACAAACCAUUAUGUUUUCUAAGAUUUGUGUACUAUGUAGAGUGGACUAGAGGGGAAUUGCAUCCUAGUUUUAUAGAGAGGGAUUGAAUGAGCCAGUUUAGGAUUCACAGUAAUGAUGCUAGGUUACUACAUUUUCUUGUGCAUAUAAUGCUUCAUGUAUUGUUUUGAUUAUUUAUAUUCACAUUUUACUAUAUUUACAUUUUUAAAAUCAUGGUAACUUAAAUUAAGAAUUUUUUAAAAAUCAUUUAAAAUAGACUUUAAAAAAUCUGCUCCUAGGGUGAAAUUUCUUAACAUAAUUCUUUAAUUCACCUCAGCUUGUUUGUCCCUUGGUUUUGUUAUCUUGUACUUCAUUUAUAUUCAUUUGUAGCAUCAGAUGUUAGGCCAUAUUUAAUUUUCAUCAUAUUCAUUUCCAUAACUGGUUACACAACUUGAUGAGAAAAAAUAUAAAGUGGAUUUUGCUUCUUGAAGAAAAGACAUCAAACUAUCAUAAUCAUACUGGGACUGUCAGUUCAAAUUAAUCAACUGUUUCUGUUUUCUUUUACUGGCAGGACAGAGGGAGAGGGAGAGAAAGAUUGAGAGAGACUGCAUAAAACUCAAUCGGUGAUCAGGAAGAAGGGAAUCUGCUCUUCUAGGUCUGAAUAAUCAAGUGCAUGUGUUUUUAAAUAGCAACAUCUUUGUACUCUAUGCCUCAUUUAAAUGCUCUUAUUUGGUGUGUUGAUUUUCUGUGAUUAUUCAUGUUUCUGUAUAUCCCGAUAAAAUAAUUUAAACAAUCAAUUAAAUCAACUUAAGUAAGCACAGAAUUGAACACAGCAGAGAAAACCCUCUUUGCUGACAAGGAGGGAAGGUCCCUGAUUAGCAUAACCUUCACACGGGGGUUUGUUUUCCUUAUCUAACAAAAAGGGGGCACUUUCUGAAAUUUAUUUCUACAUACGACAGGUAUGGUUUCUGCAGAAACAAAAUAAGCACGUGUUUGAUCACAUUUGUCUAAGGAAAAAGGAAACUUCAUUUACCAUAACCUUAAGCAAUUUGUUUUCACAUGGACUGAAAAGUGAAAGAGCCCUUAAAAAUCAGCCUCAAGCAGCAGAUACUCUUUUUUUUUUUUUAGGUUUGUGUGUCUCCGUGAGAUCAGACGGCUUCCCCAAACACGGUUUUAGAGAGCCUCUGUUAAAAAAGACUGUUAGAGAAAGUUGACCAAGGGCUUCGUUCCACGGCGACCGUUUCCUGCGCGUGCAGCUCCACACAGCGACCGCGGCCUGCAAUGCGCGGAGCACAGCGCGGCCUCUUCCAGCCGAAGCCGCGGUGGCGGCUGGUGGCCACCCCAGGGAAAUAAAGCCAUUGCUGCAGCAGCAAAAUGGCUCAAAGUCCAGCCAAAGCCUGGCCUUUUCCUAUGAGUAAAUACGCGGCCAAUUUGGUUCUCCGUCCCGACUGAUUCCCGGCUCAAUAACGUUUCUACUCCAGGGAGCCCACUGGAACUCCAUUAGCUGUGCCACCUCCUCACGCGCCCCCAGCGCGCGCCUCAGACCGGUGCUUGGAGAGCGCAAUGUCCCCGAGAGGGAAGAUCCCCUACCUGGAAUGGAUGGUUCCAGACCAGCGGGAACGCGCUCUAAUCCUUAAUGGAAGCAAGCGUGGGAGGAAAGCACAACGUCUAGGACUUCCCUCUAGUGUAAGAACAGGAGGAAGAAGAACCUGAGAAGUCGCCGGGGAAGGGAGGCCAGGAGCAGGCGUCCGGCCCCUUCCCACAGUCCGGGAGAAAUUAGUGUUGCGCCCCGCCCCUCCCCGACCCCCUUCCGCACCACACACACCAGCGCCCCUCGCCAGCCUUUCUCGAAUUUCCUCUCACGUCUAUCAACAACCUCCUGGUAAAGAAAUCUGCACUGCACAAGUCAAGAGCCUGCAAGGGCGGGAGAUGUUACAGUCCAGCUCUUCCCAUCUUCCCCCUUUACAUAGUUUCAAAGGUCCUCAUGGCCCUGGUUUUGACCAGUUUUCCAACAGUUUCAACGUUAUGUAUUUCAACUUCCCGUCUCAGUUCACUCGUGUCUGCACCCGUUGCCGAGUGUGGGUGGCGGAGCCCUGGGUGACAGCACUCAGGAUCACGAACCCAUACACUUCUUUAUGCUCGUUGUCAGCCAGUUGCCAAGAGCAGCGGAACAGACACAAGUGGGGGCUGUUUGGAGCGGGAGUGAAGAGUCUUCCAGGCCCAGGAGAGCGCGGAUUCCGGAGUAGGGAGGCGAGGGGGCAGCGUGGGAGACCAGAAGGGAAAAUGGGCUGAAAAGCCAAGCAAAAAAAAAAAAAAAAAAAAAAAAAAAUCGUAAAUUGGGCUUUGCUCCGGCUUUAUAAAGGCAGAGAUGGUCAAGCCCUCUGACUGACUUUGUGCCUUCUUUUUCCAGUCCUUUGUGAAAUAAGCCACUUUCUGCCCUGCUGCAGGAGCUUAGGCUGUGGGAGACUCGCUUGCACUGCCCUGGGCCUCCAAGCUCCCUGCUCGCUGAGCCCAGCGCUGACACUCACAGGAGCUGCGUUCGCUGGAUCCUCUGAGAGGCUCUGCAACGAUCCCGAUCCAAUUCAGCAGCGUUAUAAAAGGUAGCCGAGUGGAGAUGCCUUUUCUUGUCUUUUUCAUUCUUUCAUUCUCUGUCUUUUAAAAUUUUAGCAAUAUCCUGUCUUUUCCCCGUGGAGGGUCUAAGAAUCUUCACUGGGUUUAAUUUAGGAAUUUCAAAUUGGAUAUCUCAAAAUUUGAAUGUGGUCACCUUAAUUGGUAAUCAACAUUGCGAAGUCUUCCAAAAUAGCCUUUUUCAUCUUAUGUAAUUAGAGGUCCAUGAGCUUUCCAAAGAAGCUCUGGAUUUUCCACGGUACAAAUCUGUAUUUCUCUCUCUCUCCCUCUCUCUCUCUCUCUGCCUCUCUCGUGCGUGUGUGUGCGCGCGCCUGUGCGUGCGUUUUCUUUCAUUUCUGGCAUUAGGAAACCCGUUCAGGGCCACUGAAAAGUCAGGGGAGGCUCAGAUGUUAUUUCCCACGGAUUCCUGUUUUUCCGGAAACGUUGUCACCAAAUAAGAAUGAGACUGUUAUUUUGUAGAAACAAUUAGCCCCUACCAAAAAAAAAAAAAAAAAAAAAAAAUUCACCGGAGGGGAGAAGGCUAGGCUGGAAGAGAAGGAAGCUGCUGCUUGGAUUCGCUGGUAGAGGAAAGUGCGACCGGGAGCUGGGCUUGGGGGCUCUCGUCCCCUUAGUUCAGCACCAGAGGGGAUGGACAGCGUCUCCGGACUGGGCUGCAGCCACAGGAACGGAACUACGCUGCCGAGGCCGCUCUCCUUGCCGCCACUGUCGUCGCCAGGGGCAGCUGGGCUCCUUGCUCCUCGCAGCUAAAAGGAGGUGUCUCCUAUUACUCCCUCGCCUCCCGGUCCCCUUCCUUAAUGGAUGAAAAGUACCCCUCCCUCUACACCUGCUGUACCUAAGGACAGGACUCUGAGGAGUACUCUUGCUCCACCGAUUAAACUCUCAGCAGCAACUUCAAGAAUCAUUUUUCUAUAGGGGCCUGGGAGGAAUUCUGGCAGAAGAGUAAAGUCGAAGUUCUUAGAAGCUCUGAGAAAUCAUGGGCCAUGCAGUAGGGGUCGAAAUGUUAAAAGGCCCAUACUUCUUGAAAUAAACAGAAUGGUCCUGAGUGGAUUGCAACUGUUUUGGAAAUAGCUUUGUGAAAAGAGGUUGGAGAUCUACUCAAAAUUCUACGUUAGAGAAACUGAAAAGACAUCUAAUUUCAUUGCUUGGCAGACUGCUCUCCAGAAUGUUGAGAUUGCCCAAGAAGUGACCCCAGCGAAAGAAAAAUAUUGCUCUACCUGAAUUCAAACGACAUCCUUUGUGGUGCCAUAGCACAUGGAUUUCAGAACCGCCUGUGAGGAGACAAAGACAGGAAUUUGUUUGCUGGAGGAUGGUAACCAGGAGCCUUUCAAAGUCCGGCUGCACCUAGCCAAAGAUAUUUUGAUGAUCCAGGAACAGGAUGUGAUAUGUGUGUCUGGUGAGCCUUUCUAUUCUGGUGAAAGAACGGUGACCAUCAGAAGACAAACAGUAGGAGGAUUUGGAUUAAGCAUAAAGGGAGGAGCAGAACAUAACAUUCCGGUUGUCGUUUCAAAAAUCUCCAAGGAACAAAGAGCGGAACUUUCGGGACUACUCUUUAUUGGAGAUGCAAUUCUACAGAUAAAUGGCAUUAAUGUGAGAAAAUGUAGACAUGAAGAAGUGGUUCAGGUUCUUCGGAAUGCUGGAGAAGAAGUGACUCUAACAGUGUCAUUUUUAAAAAGAGCACCUGCUUUCCUCAAACUCCCAUUGAAUGAAGAUUGUGCAUGUGCUCCAAGUGACCAGAGCAGUGGCACCUCCUCUCCUCUCUGUGACAGUGGCUUACAUCUCAACUACCACCCCAAUAAUACAGACACAUUAUCAUGCUCGUCGUGGCCGACAUCUCCAGGCUUGAGGUGGGAGAAGCGAUGGUGCGACCUCAGACUGAUCCCUCUACUACACUCACGCUUCUCUCAGUAUGUGCCCGGCACAGAUUUGAGUCGGCAGAAUGCCUUUCAAGUCAUUGCUGUGGAUGGGGUCUGCAGUGGGAUUAUUCAGUGCCUCUCUGCUGAAGACUGCGUUGACUGGCUACAAGCAAUAGCAACUAAUAUUUCAAAUCUCACAAAGCACAAUAUUAAAAAAAUCAACAGAAAUUUUCCUGUAAACCAGCAGAUUGUCUACAUGGGCUGGUGUGCCCGGGAGCAAGACCCGCUUCAGGACAGAGUGUCCCCAACCUUCCUGGCUAGAGGCUCAUGUCUCUACAAGUUUCUGGCACCUCCAGUGACCACCUGGGACUGGACGGAAACAGAGAAAACAUUCUCAGUUUAUGAGAUUAUGUGCAAGAUCCUCAAGGACAGUGACCUGCUGGACCGACGGAAACACUGCUUCACCGUGCAGUCUGAGUCUGGGGAGGACCUGUACUUCUCAGUAGAACUGGAAAGUGACCUCGCCCAGUGGGAAAGAGCGUUCCAGACAGCAACCUUUCUAGAAGUAGAACGGAUACAGUGCAAGACCUAUGCAUGUGUGCUAGAAAGUCAUCUAAUGGGACUCACAAUUGACUUCAGCACAGGAUUUAUCUGCUUUGAUGCUGCAACAAAGGCUAUCCUUUGGAGGUAUAAGUUUUCUCAGCUUAAAGGUUCUUCAGAUGAUGGCAAGAGCAAAAUCAAAUUUUUGUUUCAGAAUCCAGAUACUAAACAGAUUGAAGCAAAGGAGUUGGAAUUUUCUAAUUUAUUUGCUGUUCUUCACUGCAUUCAUUCCUUCUUUGCUGCCAAGGUAGCUUGUUUGGACCCUCUAUUUUUAGGCAAUCAAGCUACUGUUUCUGCUGCUGCCAGCUCUGCUACCACGAGCAAAGCAAAGUAUACAACUUGACGUACUGAGCUCUGCAUUGACACGCACCAUGACUAUAUAAGCAGAACACAUUUACUCAUCAUUUAGACCCUAGAGAAACCAUAACAUCACCAAGUCGGCAGUGGAGGCAAAUCGAAAU
Messenger RNA from Chlorocebus sabaeus (green monkey), 7156 nucleotides. It is a transcript of the gene SNTG1, whose product is annotated as syntrophin gamma 1. Gene Ontology annotation, cellular component: intracellular anatomical structure; dystrophin-associated glycoprotein complex. Gene Ontology annotation, molecular function: structural molecule activity; protein binding. NCBI's taxonomy places the organism in Eukaryota, Metazoa, Chordata, Mammalia, Primates, Cercopithecidae. The record is from RefSeq and is a predicted model, not a curated record.